This is a messenger RNA of Clonostachys solani, 1521 nucleotides long. NCBI's taxonomy places the organism in Eukaryota, Fungi, Ascomycota, Sordariomycetes, Hypocreales, Bionectriaceae. The record is from the annotation of a GenBank genome assembly.
AUGCGAUCUACCUUGAAAAUUGCUGCCGUGACUUUGGCAAUCACCGCUCGAGCCCAGCCAGUGCUGCCCGCGGAUCCCACAAUCACGUCCCCUCCCACAGAACCUUUGCGUGACUUCAAGGCUCAGGCAGGCCGCCCAGCCGACUUUGCUAUUACACAAGGUCCCAGCAAUGCCGAACUCUACCAACGGCAGAAUGGCGCAGACUUUGUUGGAUACACUUUGAGCGGAUCUACAUAUCUGUCGGUGACCUGCCCGAGCGGCAACAUCUUCCUUACAAAUGCGAACUACGCUUUGUGCGGAACGGCAGGGCAGAGUCAGGUUCCGACUGCCUGUAGAUCGAAUAGCGUCCUGGUCUACUCUGCAACCGUUCGUACAUGCUCCCAGGGCACCGGGUGCAGCCCAGACUGGUACUACGACAGCACCGAUGACAAGUCGGCAAAGGCAAUGUACGGCUGCGGUACGGCAGCAGAAAGGACUUUCUACAGAACAGUCAAGACCAGCACGACGACAACAUCGAAGGCGGCGACAACAACCUCAAAGCCAGCAACGACAUCACAAGCAGCGACCACGUCGCAGCGGACAACGUCGUCUUCGAUACCUCCGCCGCCAUCUUCUUCUUCUUCGUCGUCGACGACCUCGAGCGCCCCUCCACCCUCCUCGUCUUCCGAAAAGAAGGACCCCCCUACGUCAACCCGCAAAGACGAGCCGUCCGCAGAGCCUACAACGGAGCAGCCCAAGAGCUCCAAGGCGCCCGACCCCGAAACAACAAAACAAGAUACUGUACCCACGACGACAAAAGGAUCCAAUAGCGAAGUCUCCAAUGCCGGUAGCUCGCUGGUACCCGUGGAAACAAUCAAUGUCACGCAGACCAGAACCGUCAUGUCAACAGCGACUUCCACGGACACGCCCGGCGGCGAUGUCGUGGAGAACAAGUCCGGCACGGACUCUGACAGCUCCAACUCCAACAGCACCUCCUCCAACAACGGAGGCGGCAGCAGCGAUAGGAAGGACCAGGCAUGGAUCGCCGGGCCCGUCGUCGGCGGCGUCGGCGCCAUUGCCGCCGUGGCCGCACUGUUCUUCGUCGUGAGGCUCCUCCGCCGCAGAUCCGCAAAGGAGGACGAGAGGGCUGCCCAUAUCGAGGCGUCCAUGCACGAGAAGCCCACCGACCACUCCCCAGUCUCCCCCAUGACGUCCGCGUCGCCCCAUCAGACCAUACGGUCGUCCGAGCUGCCGGCGUACCGCCAGGUAUCUCCGCCGUCGGAGCUGCAGCAGUCGGUUUACUCGGCGGAGCUGUCUGGGUGCUCAUCACCGCAGCAGAGCCGGGUGCAGUCUGCGGAACUGCCUGCGUUUAUGGUCCCUCCGCAGCCACCUCAGCCGGUGGCUUCCGCAGAGCUGCCGGCGUAUCGGAUGGCAUCGCCUCCGGUAGAACUGCAAGGGGGAGCGCCCCAGGGUGGUGCUCCUCAUGGUGGCCAGUAUCCUCCUGGACAUUGGCAGUCGCCAGGUGAUUUUGGGCGCCGUUAG